This is a messenger RNA of Nakaseomyces glabratus, 894 nucleotides long. RefSeq names its product ribosome biosynthesis protein MAK16 (gene MAK16). Gene Ontology annotation, biological process: maturation of 5.8S rRNA; maturation of LSU-rRNA. The record is from RefSeq and is a predicted model, not a curated record. Gene Ontology annotation, cellular component: nucleolus; preribosome, large subunit precursor. Lineage: Eukaryota; Fungi; Ascomycota; Saccharomycetes; Saccharomycetales; Saccharomycetaceae.
AUGAGUGACGAAAUAGUAUGGCAGGUAAUUAACCAACAGUUUUGCGCUUAUAAGGUCAAGACUGACAAGGGUCAAACAUUCUGUAGGAAUGAGUACAAUGUCACUGGGCUGUGCUCGAGACAGUCGUGCCCCUUGGCAAACUCCAAGUAUGCUACGGUGAAAAGUGAAAACGGGAGGCUGUAUCUAUAUAUAAGAACUGUUGAAAGGGCCCACACUCCAGCUAAAUGGUGGGAGAAGAUCAGACUGAGUAAGAAUUAUUCCAAGGCUUUGAAACAAAUAGAUGACCACCUGCUGUAUUGGAACAAAUUCUCUAUACAUAAAUGUAAGCAAAGGUUCACUAAACUGACACAAGUUGCCAUAACUGAGAGAAGACUGGCCAUGAGAGAAAUGGAAAGACAUUAUGUUGGUGUAGCUCCAAAGGUUAAGAGAAGAGAAGAAAACAGAGAAAGAAAAGCACUUGCUGCCGCCAAGAUUGAAAAGUCUAUCGAGAAGGAAUUACUUGAUAGAUUAAAGAGUGGUGCCUACGGUGACAAGCCUAUGAACGUCGAUGAGAAGAUCUGGAAGAAAGUCAUGGGUCAUCUUAAGGAUGAAAACGACCAAGAAGAAGAAGAAGAUUGGGAAUCUGAAGAAGAGGAGGAAUCGGAUGAAGGUGAGGUGGAAUAUGUCGAAGAUGAUGGGGAAGCUGAAUUCGUGGAUAUGGAAGAUCUAGAGCAAUGGUUAGGAGAUGGAAAUGGUGAUCAUAGCGACAGCGAUGAUAGCGACGAAGAAAGCAGUGAUGAUGACGAAAACACUCCUAAAAGGAAAAAGGCGAAGCUAUCAAGACGUCCAAAGAUCGAAAUUGAAUAUGAAGAAGAAAGAGCACACCAAGAGCUUCCGCAAGAAGCUGCUCAUUGA